GGGGCCGGGCCGCGGGCGGGGGAGCGCCGGGCGCGCGCCAAGAUGGCGACACCCGCAGUCCCUCCCGCAGCUCCCCCCGCGCCGCAGUCCGGCAGCGCCGCGCCGGGGCCGCGCUGAGCCCGCCCGACACGAGCUGACCUGCCCGGGCUGCAGCACCUGGAAAGAAGCUGCUGCAGGAUGAAAAGAUGGCAGCGCGGCUGCUCGCACCACCGGGCCCCGAGAGUUUCAAGCCCUUCACGCCGGAGUCGCUGGCCAACAUCGAGAAGCACAUCGCCGAGCUGAAGAAGAAGCAGCGCUCCAAGCAGGACAGCAGCCACCGCGAUGACGACGAGGACAGCAAACCCAAACCCAACAGUGACCUCGAGGCGGGCAAGAAUUUGCCUUUCAUCUACGGGGACAUCCCCAAAGGGCUGGUUGCUGUGCCGCUGGAGGACUUUGACCCUUAUUAUAUGACCCAGAAAACCUUUGUAGUACUAAACAGAGGGAAAACGCUCUUCCGAUUUAGUGCCACACCUGCCUUGUACAUUUUAAGUCCUUUUAAUCUCUUUAGAAGAAUAGCUAUUAAAAUUUUGAUACAUUCAGUGUUCAGCAUGAUCAUCAUGUGCACCAUCCUCACCAACUGCGUCUUCAUGACCUUCAGCAACCCCCCGGAGUGGUCCAAGAACGUGGAGUACACGUUCACCGGGAUUUACACCUUCGAGUCGCUGGUGAAAAUCAUCGCCCGCGGGUUUUGCAUCGACGGCUUCACCUUCCUGAGGGACCCCUGGAACUGGCUGGACUUCAGCGUCAUCAUGAUGGCGUAUAUAACAGAGUUUGUAAACCUAGGCAAUGUUUCAGCUCUGCGCACUUUCAGGGUUCUGAGAGCUUUGAAAACUAUUUCUGUAAUUCCAGGCCUGAAGACCAUCGUGGGUGCCCUGAUCCAGUCUGUGAAGAAGCUGUCGGACGUGAUGAUCCUGACAGUUUUCUGCCUCAGUGUCUUUGCCCUCAUUGGGCUCCAGCUGUUCAUGGGCAAUUUAAGGAACAAAUGUGUGAUUUGGCCAAUUAAUGUCAACGAGACCUUCCUGGAUAAUGGCUCCAAGGGCUUCGACUGGGAGGAAUACACCAACAAUAUGUCAAAUUUUUACAUCAUUCCUGGCGCCCCCGACCCUUUGCUGUGUGGUAACAGCUCAGAUGCAGGCCAAUGUCCAGAGGGAUACACGUGCAUGAAGGCAGGACGGAACCCCAACUACGGCUACACCAGCUUUGACACCUUCAGCUGGGCUUUCCUGGCUUUAUUUCGCCUUAUGACUCAGGACUUUUGGGAAAACUUGUAUCAAUUAACUUUACGAGCGGCAGGAAAAACCUACAUGAUCUUCUUUGUGCUGGUGAUCUUUGUGGGCUCCUUCUACCUGGUGAAUCUGAUUCUGGCCGUGGUGGCCAUGGCCUACGAGGAGCAGAACCAGGCGACCCUGGAGGAGGCAGAGCAGAAGGAGGCAGAAUUCAAGGCCAUGUUGGAACAAUUGAAAAAGCAGCAGGAAGAAGCACAGGCUGCUGCCAUGGUCACCUCGGCGGGGACGGUGUCUGAAGAUGCUGUGGAGGAUGAUGGUGGGGGGAGGAUGUCUCGGAGCUCCUCGGAGAUCUCCAAACUCAGCUCCAAGAGCGCCAAGGAGCGGCGGAACAGGAGGAAGAAGAGGAAGGACAAGGAGCUGUCGGAGGGAGACGAGAAGUGUGACAACGAGAAGGUUUUCAAGUCAGAGUCUGAGGAUGGCAUGAGGAGGAAAGCGUUCAGGCUGCCGGAUAACAGGCUGGGGAGGAAAUUUUCCAUCAUGAACCAGUCUCUCCUCAGCAUCCCGGGCUCCCCAUUCCUCUCCCGCCACAACAGCAAGAGCAGCAUCUUCAGCUACAAGGGGCGCUUCCGCGACCCGGCCUCGGAGAACGAGUUUGCGGACGACGAGCACAGCACGGUGGAGGAGAGCGAGGGCAGGAGGGACUCGCUCUUCAUCCCCAUCCGCGGCCGCGACCGGCGCAGCAGCUACAGCGGCUACAGCGGCUACAGCCAGGGCAGCCGCUCCUCGCGCAUCUUCCCCACGCUGCGCCGCAGCAUCAAGAGGAACAGCACCGUGGACUGCAACGGCGUCGUGUCCCUCAUCGGGGGGCCGCCCUCCAGCAUGCCUGGGGGCCGCAUCCUGCCCGAGGGGACCACUGAGAUCGAAAUCAGGAAGAAGCCUGGCGGGUCUCUCUUGGUCUCAAUGGAUCAGGUGAACGCCUCCUACGGAAGGAAGGAUCGCACCAACAGCGUCAUGACUGGCUUGACCAACACCCUUGUGGAGGAGCUGGAAGAGUCCCAGAGGAAGUGUCCCCCUUGCUGGUACAAGUUUGCCAACACCUUCCUGAUCUGGGAGUGCCACCCGUACUGGAUGAAGCUGAAGGAGAUCGUGAACUUAAUUGUCAUGGAUCCUUUUGUUGACUUGGCCAUCACCAUCUGCAUCGUGCUGAACACGUUGUUCAUGGCCAUGGAGCACCACCCCAUGACCCCCGAGUUCGAGCACGUGCUCUCCGUAGGAAACCUGGUUUUCACUGGAAUUUUCACAGCAGAAAUGUUCCUGAAGCUCAUUGCAAUGGAUCCAUACUAUUAUUUUCAGGAAGGCUGGAACAUCUUUGAUGGGUUCAUUGUCUCCCUGAGCUUGAUGGAGCUGAGUCUGGCAGAUGUGGAGGGACUUUCCGUGCUGCGAUCUUUCCGAUUGCUGAGAGUCUUCAAACUGGCCAAAUCCUGGCCCACUCUGAACAUGCUGAUAAAAAUCAUUGGUAACUCAGUGGGUGCCUUGGGGAAUUUGACCUUGGUGCUGGCCAUCAUCGUGUUCAUCUUCGCCGUGGUGGGGAUGCAGCUCUUCGGCAAAAGCUACAAGGAGUGUGUCUGCAAGAUCAAUCCGGAGUGUGAGCUACCCCGCUGGCACAUGCACGAUUUCUUCCACUCCUUCCUUAUUGUCUUCCGUGUGUUGUGUGGGGAGUGGAUUGAGACCAUGUGGGAUUGUAUGGAAGUGGCAGGACAGGCCAUGUGCUUGAUUGUCUUCAUGAUGGUCAUGGUCAUCGGAAAUUUGGUGGUGCUGAACCUGUUCUUGGCUUUGCUGCUGAGCUCCUUCAGCGCCGACAACCUGGCGGCUACGGACGACGACGGCGAGAUGAACAACCUGCAGAUCUCGGUGAUCCGCAUCAAGAAGGGCAUUGCCUGGACCAAGGCCAAGGUCCGGGAGUUCAUGCAGGCCCACUUCAAGCAGAGAGAGGCCGACGAGGUGAAGCCCUUGGACGAGCUCUACGACAAGAAGGUGAACUGCAUCGCCAACCACACCGGCGCCGACAUCAACCGCGACGUCGACUUCCUGAAGAACGGCAACGGCACCACCAGCGGCAUCGGGAGCAGCGUGGAGAAGUACAUCAUCGACGAGGACCACAUGUCCUUCAUCAACAACCCCAACCUGACCGUGCGCGUCCCCAUCGCCGUGGGCGAGUCCGACUUCGAGAACCUCAACACGGAGGAUUUCAGCAGCGACACCGACCCCGACGGCAGCAAGGAGAAACUGGACGAGACCAGCUCCUCCGAGGGCAGCACCAUCGACAUCAAGCCUGAGGUGGAAGAGGUGCCCGUGGAGGCCCCGGAGGAGUACCUGGACCCCGAUGCCUGUUUCACAGAAGGUUGCAUGCAGCGCUGCAAGUGCUGCCAGGUGAACAUCGAGGAGGGGCUGGGGAAGUCGUGGUGGACCUUGAGGAAAACGUGUUUCCUCAUCGUGGAGCACAACUGGUUCGAGACCUUCAUCAUCUUCAUGAUCCUGCUGAGCAGCGGGGCUCUGGCUUUUGAGGACAUUUACAUCGAGCAGAGGAAAACCAUCAGGACCAUCCUGGAGUACGCGGACAAAGUCUUCACCUACAUCUUCAUCCUGGAGAUGCUGCUCAAGUGGUGCGCCUACGGCUUCGUCAAGUUCUUCACCAAUGCCUGGUGCUGGCUGGAUUUCCUCAUCGUGGCUGUCUCUUUAGUCAGCCUUAUAGCUAAUGCCCUGGGCUACUCGGAACUAGGUGCCAUAAAAUCCCUUAGGACCCUAAGAGCCUUGAGGCCUUUAAGAGCGUUGUCCCGAUUUGAGGGGAUGAGGGUGGUUGUCAAUGCCUUGGUUGGCGCUAUCCCUUCCAUUAUGAAUGUCUUGUUGGUCUGCCUUAUCUUCUGGCUGAUUUUCAGCAUUAUGGGGGUUAACCUGUUUGCCGGGAAAUAUCAUUACUGCUUUAAUGAAACAGCUGAGCAUCGCUUUGAGAUAGAGGUUGUAAACAACAAGACAGACUGCGAGGCGCUGAUGCCGCCCAACUCCACGGAGAUCCGCUGGAAGAACGUGAAAAUUAACUUUGACAACGUCGGGGCAGGAUAUCUGGCUCUGCUGCAAGUUGCUACAUUCAAGGGCUGGAUGGACAUCAUGUAUGCAGCUGUAGAUUCCAGAAAGCAAGAAGAGCAGCCCAAGUACGAAGACAACAUUUACAUGUACAUUUAUUUUGUGAUCUUCAUCAUCUUCGGUUCCUUUUUCACCCUGAACCUCUUCAUUGGUGUCAUCAUCGACAACUUCAACCAACAAAAGAAAAAGUUUGGAGGUCAGGAUAUUUUCAUGACAGAAGAACAGAAGAAAUAUUACAAUGCCAUGAAAAAACUGGGCUCCAAGAAGCCCCAAAAACCCAUCCCCCGACCUCUGAACCGCAUCCAAGGAGCCGUCUUCGACUUCGUCACCCAGCAAGCCUUCGACAUCGUCAUCAUGAUGCUCAUCUGCCUCAACAUGGUGACCAUGAUGGUGGAGACGGACACGCAGAGCAAGCAGAUGGAGGACAUCCUUUACUGGAUCAACUUUGUGUUUGUCAUCUUCUUCACCUGCGAGUGCGUGCUGAAGAUGUUCGCCUUGAGGCACUACUACUUCACCAUCGGCUGGAACAUCUUCGACUUCGUGGUGGUCAUCCUGUCCAUCGUGGGGAUGUUCCUGGCGGAAAUCAUCGAGAAGUACUUCGUGUCGCCCACGCUGUUCCGCGUGAUCCGCCUGGCGCGCAUCGGCCGCAUCCUGCGCCUGAUCAAGGGCGCCAAGGGCAUCCGCACGCUGCUCUUCGCCCUGAUGAUGUCCCUGCCCGCCCUCUUCAACAUCGGCCUCCUCCUCUUCCUCGUCAUGUUCAUCUUCUCCAUCUUCGGCAUGUCCAACUUCGCCUACGUCAAGCACGAGGCCGGCAUCGACGACAUGUUCAACUUCGAGACCUUUGGCAACAGCAUGAUCUGCCUCUUCCAGAUCACCACGUCGGCGGGGUGGGACGGGCUCCUGCUGCCCAUCCUCAACCGCCCGCCCGACUGCGACCUGGACAAGGAGCACCCUGGCAGCGGCUUCAAGGGCGACUGCGGCAACCCCUCGGUGGGGAUCUUCUUCUUCGUCAGCUACAUCAUCAUCUCCUUCCUCAUCGUGGUCAACAUGUACAUCGCCAUCAUCCUGGAGAACUUCAGCGUGGCCACGGAGGAGAGCGCGGAUCCGCUCAGCGAGGACGACUUCGAGACGUUCUACGAGAUCUGGGAGAAGUUCGACCCCGACGCCACGCAGUUCAUCGAGUACAGCAAGCUGGCGGACUUCGCCGACGCCUUGGAGCACCCCUUGCGCGUCCCCAAACCCAACACCAUCGAACUCAUCGCCAUGGACCUGCCCAUGGUGAGCGGGGACAGGAUCCACUGUUUGGACAUCCUCUUUGCCUUCACCAAACGCGUCCUGGGGGACAGCGGGGAGUUGGAUAUCCUGAGGCAGCAGAUGGAGGAGAGGUUCGUGGCGUCCAACCCUUCCAAAGUGUCUUACGAGCCCAUCACCACCACGCUGCGGCGCAAGCAGGAGGAGGUGUCGGCGGUGGUGAUCCAGAGGGCGUACCGGGCUCGUCUGGCGCGGCGCGGCUUCGUCGGCCGAAGGGCGGCCACCGCCACCACCAAACUGGAGAACGGGGGAGCAACCCGGGAGAAAAAGGAGGGGACGCCGUCCACGGCGUCGCUGCCGUCCUACGACAGCGUCACCAAACCCGAGAAGGAGAAACAGCAACGGGCGGAGGAGGGCAGGAGAGAAAAGGCAAAGAGACAAAAGGACGCCAGGGUGGCCAAGUGUUGAGACACACACACGAACACGAACACACACACACAGAGAAAAAACAAAAUUAACAAAAAAAAAAAUAGUAGAAUUAAAAUAUUUGCAAGUGGAAAAAAAAAAAAAGGAAAAUAUUUAAAAAAUUGUUUACAAACUUCCUGAAAUAUAUCAAUACAGAAGAGCUGUGGAGACACUUACCUGAAGAUCUUAUACCAAACUUAGUCUGCUUACCGUGUGACAGCGUUGCAUCUAAAGCAGUGACCUUCCACCUGUUUAAAGGACCCUGUAAACAAAGGAAACGCCAGGAAAAAAAAGGAAAAAAAAAGGAUUUUCUAUUGUUUGGGCAGGUGGAUACUGCAUGUUCCACAUCAGUCAAUGCAACUUAGGACAAACGAGCAAAAUAAACCACACACACACACACACACAAAAAAAAACCACACCCAGAAAAACAAAACCCGCUGCUGGGAUUCACUUCUUUUCCAAAGCAGCCCCAAGUGGAUUUUAUUUUCCCAUUUUCUUGGUUAUUCUCAGAAGGAAAACCCAGAAGUCACAAUGUCAGUGGGUUCGUUCAUGCAAAACUAGAUUUGCAUUUAGUUAAGCAGCAAAAAAAAAAAGAAAGGAAAAAAAAAGAAACAAAGCACCCAUUAAGCCCACCGAGCUACCAUAGUUUAUUUAUUUGAGAUUUAUUAUUUGAGAUUUAUUAUUUACACUCUACUUCCUACAUGGGCUUUUCUUGGUUUGGGAGAUGGGGGAGUCGGGUAUCUUCAGCCUGGAGCCAGCCCCCCCAAAAAAACCAAAAAGUGCUCAUUAACUAGAAGCGAUUUUGGCAGAUUUUGGCAGAUUUUUGCAUGAUGGCAUGAGCAGGGACCAUGCAUGAGGAACCACAAGCAGGGGACAUGCACUCACCUGGCCACAGAGAUGUUUUAAGCCAUAAAUUCCAGGCACUCCACUGCGAAAAACCUUUAGUGAUGCUCAAAACCCAACAAAACCUCAAAAAAACCCACAAAAAACCCCACCAGAACAAGAGGUGAAUGAAUUGUGUGUGUCCGUUUGAUGACUUUGAUUUUCUUUUCCAUACAGCCAUGGUUUGUAUUUUUUUUUUUUUUGGGUUUUUUUUGCACAUUGAAACAGAACAAAACUCCAAAAUGCUGCUCUGGAUCUCGCCAAAAGGGAGAGGAUAAAUUUGGGAAAAUGGCUUUUUAUCCAUGUAACUGUAAAUACAAAACCUAAAUGCCAAAUUCCAAAACCUAAAUUCCAAAAAUCCAAAACCUAUAUUCCAAAAUGGCCCUUGGGGGUGACCAGGAGGAAUUUUGGGGGUGCAGAGCUGGACCAUGGGGUCCUGGCGGGUUUUGGGCCCCAUAUAAAAAUAAAGAAUAAAAUACAAAUGCAAAAUAAAAACAAAAACCAAAUAGACCAGAGCUCAAUGGGAGGAUGAAAUCUCAUUUUUCAUCAUCCCACAAACCCAAAAAACGCCAAAAAUCACCCAAAAUCAACCAAACCCAAGCAGGAAGCCAUCCAGCAGCCAUCUGUGCCACCUUGGCAUCUCCCAGGAUGGGAUGUACAAAAAAUAAAAAUAACAACAAAUAAAACAACAACAACAACAACAAAAAUACAUAUUGUACAGGCUACGUUGUAAACAGCACAAAAAAAUAAUAAAAAAACCAAAAAAAAAAAAAAGGAAAAAAAAUAGCUGAAAAGUGUGGUUGAACUUUUUAAGAGAAUAUUAUAAAUACUGUAAUAUAUCAUUUUAUUUUAUUGGCAUGCCUUUUUGUAAAUACAAAAAGAACUACAAAAAAAAUUAUAGAAUGGCUUCUGGCUUAUGCCAUUGUCCAUGGUUAUUUUUAUUUUUUUAAGACUUUUCUGUUCUCCUUAGAUUUUAGAUAGCCAGGAAAUGCCCCCCAAAAGGGAACAAAAAAACACGAAAAAAUUCCAAACAAAAUCCCAAACCCUUCAAAAUAGAUUUUAACAAAAGCUUUAUUGCAAGUGGUAUUUGCAGCAGCAAAAAAAAAAUGUUAUUUUUUGGGUUCCAAUGUGCAAUAAGUCGACCACUUCUAUGCAAGAUUUGGCUGAAAUUUCAUAAUUGUCCUUAGGCUCGGUGCGUUGGCGUUUGUGCUGGCAACUCAUGAAGCUGCUCAACGACUUUCCAAUAAAAAAUCCCUUCCAACUCUGAA
Taeniopygia guttata (zebra finch) is the source of this 8275-nucleotide messenger RNA. NCBI's taxonomy places the organism in Eukaryota, Metazoa, Chordata, Aves, Passeriformes, Estrildidae. The record is from RefSeq and is a predicted model, not a curated record.